Molecule: messenger RNA, 852 nt
Organism: Oppiella nova
Lineage: Eukaryota; Metazoa; Arthropoda; Arachnida; Sarcoptiformes; Oppiidae
Source: the annotation of a GenBank genome assembly
AUGUCCGGUUAUAAUAUCGACCGGUUUGUCAAUUUGAGUGAAACGGAAAGGGAUGAACUGACGUGUAGUCUAUGUCUGGACAUACUAUGUUGUCCAGUGGUAUCACCUUGCUGCUCUCAGAUGUUCUGCGAGUGUUGUAUUAAUGAAUGGCUACAAACCAACAAUACCUGUCCAUACGAUAGGAUAGCUCUUACUAAGAGUGGACUAACACGACCACCAAGUUGCGAUUAUAAAGACAAAGGAUGUCGAGAAGUAGUAAAAUUGGAAAACCUGACCAGGCACACUGUCGAUGAUGCUGCAAUAUUUAAAUCAGCUCGCACAAAUAUUUUGGAUCAUCAAAUUAUUGUCAAUAAAUGCGAUGACGAUAUGACUGAGAAUAUAAUGCGAUUCGUUCGCCAAUAUAUUCUUGAAUACAAUUCGUUUUUUGAAUUCUCUAAGAGUUUGAAAAAAAAGUUGGAUGAUGAGUUUGGUGAUAGUUGGCACGUAAUCGCUGGCAAACGUUAUGAAUACAAUUCUGUCUUUAGCUAUAAUAAGUAUUACUUAGACGUAGUGUUCGAUCGAUUGAGUAUUGUAAUCCAUGCUACACAUUCGGGCUAUUUUGGUCAGUUUAAGCAGAGGCAAUUCUGGGCUCUUGGAGUAGAGAUCAAAUUUAUUGAACUCUCGAAUCCAGUCCAACAUUUUGAGGUCCUUAUGAGAGCACAGGUGGUAAUAGUCCCCUCCCUUAUGCCACGGAUAAAACGAGUGGAAACGGAUCAUAUAGAGGGCCUCCUCUGGAAGGGUACAAGUCUUGUGAUUCUUGAGCACCCGAUACAUGUACUCGUCGUGACCCCAACUCAUGAGCACCUGAUCUAA